GUUCCGAUGUGGGCAACCAAUUCGGUCUUUCCUGGCACAGCAUGAACGGCUUCCAGCAGCAGCAGCGCUACAACCGCGAGCAGCAGGACGCCGACCUCGACGAGGUCCUCGUCGGCGCGCGCCAUCUCAACAACCAUGCCAAGGCCAUCAACGGCGAAGUCAUCUCGCAGAACCACCUCAUCGACAACCUCGGCGACGACGUCGACGCGGGCGCGGCCGAGCUGCGCUUCCAGGCAGAGAAGGCCGCGCUUAUCAACGCCCAAAAGAAGAAGAUGUGCUGGUACUAUGGCAUCAUUGCGAUCCUGAUCGUGAUCCUCAUCGUCUUAUAUGCAGUGCCGCUGUAAACGACGUCAACGACACGUUCCUAGCGUCUGACAGAUCGAUCCUUCCUAUAUACUACCACCAAUGCACCUCCAUCACCACUCUUGUCGUCUUCAUCUACAUCACGGCGC
Molecule: messenger RNA, 452 nt
Organism: Saprolegnia parasitica CBS 223.65
Lineage: Eukaryota; Oomycota; Saprolegniomycetes; Saprolegniales; Saprolegniaceae
Exons: 3
Coding region: 42-344 (100 amino acids)
Source: RefSeq, a predicted model, not a curated record